This is a messenger RNA of Anoplopoma fimbria (sablefish), 3518 nucleotides long. Its product is annotated as ATPase family AAA domain-containing protein 3-like. The transcript has 16 exons. Gene Ontology annotation, cellular component: mitochondrion. Gene Ontology annotation, molecular function: zinc ion binding; ATP binding; ATP hydrolysis activity. Lineage: Eukaryota; Metazoa; Chordata; Actinopteri; Perciformes; Anoplopomatidae. The record is from RefSeq and is a predicted model, not a curated record. Gene Ontology annotation, biological process: mitochondrion organization. The coding region runs from base 99 to 3338 and encodes 1079 amino acids.
GAAGAAGCAGAGUCAGCAUGGCUCAGCCAGCCCACCACAGCGGGACUCUGGGACAAAGUGCUGCUGCAGCCUGUUGAUCUGAACGAUAACCAGGCACCAUGUCGUGGCUCUUCGGCUGGGGCAGGAGCUCCGGUCCUCCGCCGGCCGACGAUGAGCAGCCAGCGGCGGGGACUGCUGCAGGGACCGGGGCUGCAGGGGGAGCAAAGCCCGGGGACAAGUGGAGUAACUUUGACCCCACCGGGCUGGAGAGAGCUGCAAAAGCUGCAAAGGACCUGGACAAAUCACGACAUGCCAAAGCAGCGUUGGAUCUGGCUCGUAUGCAGGAGCAGACUGUACAGCUGGAGCAUGAGAGUAAAGUGAAAGAAUAUGAAGCCGCUGUGGAGCAGCUGAAGGGCGAGCAGAUCCACCUGCAGGGCGAGGAGAGACGCAAAACACUGGUGGAGGAGACGAAGCAAAACCAGGCUAGGGCACAAUAUCAAGACAAACUUGCCAGACAGAGGUAUGAUGAUCAGCUCAGGCAACAGCAACAUCUCAACGAGGAGAACCUUCGCAAACAAGAGGAAUCGGUUGUGAAGCAAGAGGCCAUGAGAAAAGCUACCAUACAACAUGAAAUGGAGCUGAGGCACAAGAAUGACCUGCUUCGAGUUGAAGCCGAGGCCAAAGCCCGCGCCCAGGUGGAGAGAGAGAACGCAGACCUGAUCAGGGAACAGAUCCGCCUGAAAGCUGCCGAGCACAGACUAACUGUCCUCGAAUCUAUAAAGACGGCAGGGGCGGUGUUCGGGGAGGGGUUCAGGGCCUUCGUCUCCGACUGGGACAAACUCACAGCCACGGUCGCUGGGUUGACCCUGUUGGCAGCAGGAGUGUAUACUGCCAGGAACGCCACGUCGGUGGCCGGGCGAUACAUAGAGGCCCGUCUGGGAAAACCCUCACUGGUCCGAGAAACCUCCAGGAUCACCAUCGCAGAGGCCAUCAAACACCCAAUCACGACUACCAAGCGUCUGAGGAGCAGACCGCAGGAUGCCUUGGAGGGCGUGGUGCUCAGCGCGUCUUUGGAGGGACGUGUGAGGGACGUUGCCAUCGCCACUAGUAACACCCGGCAGAACAGAGGCCUGUACAGGAACAUCCUCAUGUAUGGACCCCCUGGAACUGGAAAAACACUCUUUGCCAAGAAACUGGCUCUCCAUUCAGGGAUGGACUAUGCCAUCAUGACAGGUGGCGACGUGGCACCCAUGGGGCGCGAUGGAGUCACAGCCAUGCACAAGGUGUUUGACUGGGCCAGCACCAGCAGGCGGGGCCUCUUGCUGUUCGUAGAUGAAGCUGAUGCCUUCCUGCGUAAGCGGUCCACAGAGAAAAUCAGUGAGGACCUCAGAGCCACCCUGAAUGCAUUCCUCUACCGCACCGGGGAGCAGAGCAACAAGUUCAUGCUGGUGCUUGCCAGUAACCAGCCGGAACAGUUUGACUGGGCCAUCAAUGACCGCAUUGAUGAGAUUGUGAACUUUGCGUUACCCGGUCUGGACGAGAGGGAGAGAUUGGUGCGCAUGUAUUUCGACAAAUUUGUGCUGGGUCCUGCCACUACAGGGAGACAGAGAUUAAAGUUGGCUCAGUUCGACUAUGGCCAGAAGUGCUCAGACAUCGCGAAGCGAGCAGAAGGCAUGUCUGGUCGAGAAAUCUCCAAACUUGGUGUGGCCUGGCAGGCUGCCGCAUACUCUUCUGAAGAUGGAGUUUUGACCGAAGCGAUGAUCGACUCAAGAGUUGAUGAUGCCAUCAAGCAGCAUGCACAGAAAAUGGACUGGCUGCUGAUGGAAGCAGGUGAGGGGGUUGGCAAGUUCGGUGUAAUCCUCCCGAAGAAAAUGGCCGGAGGACUGGCAUCCCAGGAAGCUGCGUCACUUGCACAAACCGAAGAUACAGCCCCGACGGUACAACAAGUCCUUCCACUUCUGGAGGUUGUGAGCAACGCGGCCCAGGCAGAAGCCCUGCCUUCAGAAGUGGAGGCAGAUGCCAUCCUCAAAGAGGCAGCCGCUUUGGUUAAAGAGAGUGAAGCUGUAGCUGCAACGACUGUAGGAACUCCUGUCUUGAAUGAAACCGUUGAAACCAUUGUUGAGACUGCUGCCGCUGUCCCGCUGGUGCAGGAGGCUGAGGCCAUCAAGGACCUGACUGAGGAGGUUCUUGGCCCAGCUGUCGUUACCGACACCGUCGUUACCGAGGUGAAGGAUAUAGUCACUGAGGUUAAAGAGGCUGAGGGUGUACCAGCUUCCACCGCCCAAGAGAUUGCUGCUGUGAUAAAGGAGGAGCCGACUGCUGAUGUAGCUUCGCAAGAAACUGAGGCCAUUGAAGUAAUCAAGGAGGAAAAGGAUGUUGUAGCACAUUUGGAAAUUGCCACAGAAAAGGAGUUGGAUGCUGUUGUCUCUAACGUUGUCCAGGAGGUCGAGGCUGUAGAAACUGAAGCCAUUAAGGCUGCAGAUGAUGUAGCAUCUGAUGCUGCAAAGGCUGUAGAGGAUAUUGCAAAUAAUGUAGCUGAGGUGUCCGAGUCCCUGGCAAACAUUGCCAAAGAGGCUGAAAUAAUAGCAACUGAUGUGGCCAAGGUGGCUGAUGCCGUAGUAACCAUCACCGAGGAGAUGGGGGCAGUAUUGACGAAGGAGGCUGAAGCGAUGGGAAGCGAUGUUGCCAAGGAACCAACUGAGGUCGUAGCGGAAACUGCUGCCGAACCAUCCGAGGUUACUAAAGAGGUUGAAGUAGUAGCAACCGAUGGCGUCAAGGAGACCGAGAGUAUCGCCACAGAGGUCGUUAAGGAGGUCGAACCUGCGAUGACCGAGACUGCUGCCAAGGAAGCUGAAGUCCUCUCAACAGAGUCUGCCAUUGAGACCGAAGCCAAGGAGCCUCAGACUACUGCCAGCCAGUUUGUUGCAGAGGCUCAGACUUUGGCUACAGAGGUUGCUGACAAGGAAGCCGAAGUCACACCGGCUGAGGUUUCCAUUGAAGCCAAAGUGGAAACAACUAAAGAGACUGACACUUCUGCUACAGAAGACGUACAACUGUCUGAGACUACUGAGGUCGCUGCCGAGGAAGCAGAUGCCAAAACGACUAAGGCUGCGGAUGAGGUAGUGAACGUAGUAAGUGAAGUCACCGACGGGGCGGACUCAGCAGCUGUUCCCAACGUAGAAACCAAGGUUGAUCCGGAACAGUCUGAGAAACUAGAGAGUCCAACCACCGAGAAGUCAGCUGCCUCCCAGACUCCCAGCGCUGAAGAAGCUGAGCCCAGUAAAGCUGAGGAGCCGGUUUCAAAGCAGAGCGGAGAUGACGACGACAAAACAAAAGCCAAGCCUAGCCCGAAGAAAUGAUCACCUGAAAAAACAUCGAUGAAAUGAUGUUGUGUAAUUGUUAAACACUAAACAUUCACCUCAAAUUAUGUCUGCUCUUCUAACAAUAUGUUUGUAACUAAAGUACUGUGACUGCCAACAUGAGGUGUUCAUUUUAUUAUGGCCUGUAUGUUUGUAAGAGUCUGAGUAAAAGCACAUGUG